CAGGAGAGUCGCUUCGUCUGGACAGAUGUCCGUGCGGGCUACGCCGUGAUCUUCCUGGCCAAUCGACUAAACAUGUUGUAUCCAAACACUCUGGGAAUUCGUCAGUAUCAGCACAUACCUCAUGUGGGCUGGUACUUCCGCGCUUCGUGUCUAUGCUAUCAGCGACCGCAGUUUGCCGCUUGCUGCCCUGACAGCAAUACUCGCUGUGGUGCCAGCUGCGAUUAAUAUUAUACAAGACAUCAACAUCCUUUCUUACUUGGAAAGCUUCGGCAUGUCAAUGAUCUGUGACACAGACGUUAAACUUCCGACACGGACUAUUCACGAAACCUCCCUGAUAGCCUCAGACGUUAUCGUCUUGCUAGUCACUUGGUGGCAAUUGCACGGGUGUCUCAUAUCGGCGCAGAGACAGUCUCGUUCUGCACUCGCCCUACUAUUACUGAAGGAUAUUCCUCCUGUUCAACAUCGCCCAGAUCAUUUCACAAAUUCAGUUCGGCGACGAAUUUAAUCCAAUACCAAGCUUCAUGCUCCCUAUGACAACAAUCGUGAUCUCUAGGCUGAUUCUUAGCCUGCGCCGCCUAUCAUCGACUAGACAAUUCCGAAGCAACACUACCACAACGACCAUAGAUGUCCAAGCGUCGUUCCAUCGCUCUCUCUUAUCAACCAUGGCUUUCC
Fomitopsis serialis is the source of this 672-nucleotide messenger RNA. RefSeq lists its product as uncharacterized. The transcript has 8 exons. The record is from RefSeq and is a predicted model, not a curated record. Lineage: Eukaryota; Fungi; Basidiomycota; Agaricomycetes; Polyporales; Fomitopsidaceae. The coding region runs from base 122 to 505 and encodes 127 amino acids.